AUGCCAGACAAAUUUGUUCUCCAUUAUCUCGUUAACUCUAGAGCCCUGAGAAUCGUGUGGCUUUUGGAAGAGCUCGAGCUUGACUUCGAGUUGAAAGUGUACAACAGAGUCCACGGUGUUCUUGCACCCAGAGAGCUCUUGGAUGUGUUCCCCACAGGAAUGUCUCCAGUGUUGCAAAUUUUCAAGGAGGGCUCUUCCGAGCCCCUUACUCUUGGUGAGAGUGGGCACAUCAUCCAGUAUGUGAUUGACCACUACGACCCUAAGGGCAAGUUGACCCCGGAAUCUGAGGCCGACAAGGAGAAAGUGGGUUACUACUUGCACUUCGCCGAGGGCAGUUUGCAACCUCACCUCGUUUCCUUGCUUGUAGGUGAUGUUGCUUGUCAGCGUGCCCCAUGGCCUGCCAACUACCUCGUGAAAACCGUUAUCUCCAAGAUAAAUGCGGAGUAUUACGUCAAGAGGCUCAAAACCAACCUCAAGUUUUUGGACGAUACUUUGGCGAAGAAGGGAGGCGGCUUUUUUGUCGGUGACAAGUUGACUGGCGCAGACAUCAUCCUUGAAUUCCCUAUUGCUCAGAACAUCUUCAGUGACCCAGUAAGAGUACAGAACUUGGGCUUGGAUGUCACUCCCCGGGAGGCCUUUCCACACUUGUAUGAGUGGACCAAGCUCAUUGCCAGCCAGCCAAUCAGACAGAAGGCUGUGGCCACGGAAAAAGCCAAUUUGUAA
Molecule: messenger RNA, 723 nt
Organism: Candidozyma auris
Lineage: Eukaryota; Fungi; Ascomycota; Pichiomycetes; Serinales; Metschnikowiaceae
Exons: 2
Coding region: 1-723 (240 amino acids)
Source: RefSeq, a predicted model, not a curated record